Bemisia tabaci is the source of this 5320-nucleotide messenger RNA. Its product is annotated as protein odr-4 homolog. Gene Ontology annotation, cellular component: endomembrane system. NCBI's taxonomy places the organism in Eukaryota, Metazoa, Arthropoda, Insecta, Hemiptera, Aleyrodidae. Gene Ontology annotation, biological process: intracellular protein localization. The record is from RefSeq and is a predicted model, not a curated record.
UCCGUUCCACCUCUCUCCUCUCCUCUCUCCAUCGCAAUAACACUUGUUCGUUAAUCAAAGCAAUUUUUCAAUUUAAUAAAUUCAAUCGCCCAUAAAAAAUUGAGUUUAUCGGAUAAACCCUCACUCGUGGCCUCUCGGUGAUGUUCUUUCUGUCCUCACAAGUUUCAGUGGUAUCAACGUGCGAACGUGUAUGCAUGUAGCUCGGUGUUAUGCAAAUAGUGGGAACUAAUCAAACUAUUACUAAAAUAUUAUGCGCUACACUUGAUAUGCAACUAUAUUUUAUAGCAUAAAAAUUCAUACCAGUCCAGUUUCAAGGCGUUCUCUCAUCGUCCUAGCAAUACGCCAGUUCAAAUGGGGAAAGCUGUUCUCGCAGAGGAAGUUCUGUUGAACUAUUUGACAGACUUAGCAAAAGGCUCUGUCGGCUUCAUUCCUGGUCUGAUAGUUGGACAGACAAUAAAUGAAAAUGACUAUGUAUUGCAUCUUAUGCGGACGCCUCUUCAUGAAACUCAAACUAAAGAUUCAGCACCAGUGAAAGUAGGAUCUCUAUCUAAAAUGAGUGAUUUGCAAGAAUCAUGGGUUGCUGAGCAUGCAAAAUGUGUUACACGCAUGCUCCCUGGCGGAAUAUCAGUCUUGGGAAUUUUUGUCAUCGGACCAGAUGAUAUCCUUAUUGACACCGCAGGACAGAAUAAAUUUCGAUCUACAGUCGUGCAGAUUCAUAAAAAGUUAACAGCAGAUAAAUUCUUGUUUGGCAAUGGAACCAGCUCGGAAAAAAUAGUUCUUCAGUUUGCUAGGAAUUCUCUCAGGUAUUCCUGCAAAAGUUUUAACGUGGAAAAUGCCAGCUCAAAUCUGAAACCAGUAGAAUGGAGAUUCACUUCACAACCAACCCGGUGGCACCAACUCAAGUGCCAUUUUAAUCUAGAUAGCGUCGGUUCAAUUCAAUUCAGUCCUGAUAAUUUGAAACAAUCCCUUCAAAGCCAAUUCGAUAAAGUUGUGCAAGCAGUUGCAGACAAUCUGGAAAUAUCAAUUUUUACCAUCAACAGUCAUAUGAGAGCUGAGUCGACACCUUUAAGCAAUCUAGAAGGAAAUGACAGCGAUGUCUUCUCAACCAAAUUAGCAGAUAGUAAAACUGGCUCCGGCAAAAGGAAAGUUGCAAACAUUCUCUCCACUCACAUCGUAGAUUUUUACCAGGAUUGCAAUAAAGUUUGUAAUAUAAGGCCAUACAGCAGAUGUAAAAGUCUAGAAUUGAAGUGCUCCGGAGUUUUAGAAAGUCAUAUUUAUGUCCACGAAAAAGGGACAGUGGGUGAUGGAAUUAAGAUUUUAAAAGAAGAUAUAUUACGGUCCCUUUUUUCAAGAUUGGAGAUGCACUAUGAAACACUCAUUGAAGAAGAAGCAGCAGCCACUCCGACUGAUGGAACUGUUCUCCAUGAGCCCCCAAGACGAGUCAUGAUUUCUCUUGCCAACUCAGACAUUAAUUUCUAUGACUACCUUUUUCCGGGAGAGGGAGUCUCAGAAAUACAUCAAUCACUUCAAGAAUUUCUUGACCUGAAAGUUGAUGCCACGCUCAUAAACAAGAAUUUUGAAGGCAAAGCAGGCAAUUCUUUGGACAGUGAUGAAAGACUCGCAGAGUUCGCAUUACAAGGUGCAAAAACUGUACAGGGUUUCAGUUUUCCAACUUUACGAAUUGCAAGCUUAAUCGUUGCUCUCGCCAUUUUACUAAUUUCAAUCAUUGUGCAGUUAUAUUCCAGGCAGUGACCACUGUAGUAUGUGAAGAAGUUGACCUCUAAUAAGAAUUUUACGUGGAAAAAACAUUUUUGUUUCUCAUAAGAUGUUGAGGUGCUUUCUUGAUCAAAAUAGCAUGCUCAAUAUAUGUAUUUACCAAUUUUGAAACAAGAUCUUUGGGGAAGUAGAUUUUUUCCCUUACUUCGCAAUUCUUGCAAAAGAUAAGUAUGGAUUGGUUUAGUGGCUAUAUUAUUCUUGCAAUAUUCAAUGAAUCAAUUAUCAAUAAUUGCGUUAAAUUGCAUAAUUAAUUUUUGUGAUGGUUCAAACCUAAACAGACAAACGUAAACUCUUGUCUUGAUCAUGGACCAAGAGAAUAAAUAUCUAUCCUUUUGGUCCAUGUCCAGACUCUGUGUGACUUAAUUGUAUUAUUGCAUCACUAUUUUGUCAUCAACCAGUCAUUACUCAAUUAACAAUUCAUUAAAUGCAAGAAAUUUUGAUAGUAGUAAACAUCGGGAUGUAUUUUACUACCAAGGCACAAGCACGGCAAAUUUAUGUGUCUGCCUACAUAAACCAUUGAAACUGUAUUCAUAAAACUAUGACAUAGCCACUAAAUCAGUCUAUUGAAAAUUGCUUUUUGAGUGGGGCCAGAUUUAAGGAGUCAUUUGUAAAGGCUGGCUCCUGAUAUCAGCAGAAUGUUAAGGAAGGGGGGGGGGUUAGAAUAGUUGCAAUGGAUUCGUUACAACUUCAGUCAAAGCAAAAGCAAGAGUUCCUUUCAGGCAAAAUGGCUCUAAAAUCACAACAAGUGCAUUGACAAAGCCUGAAAUUUAUUCCAUACUUCACAAUUUGCCUAAGAAAUUUGCGCAUUUGUAAGGUUCCAGCUUUAAAAGAUAUUCAACUGUAAUUUUGAUGUAAUUUGACGUAGACGAGUCUACCCAGCUCCAUGGUUCCACAUAAAAACUUACAUUGGCCACCAUCAAAUAAUGCAGAAACUUAGACGUACAACCAUAAAAGAACUUCCUCUUAUAAAAUGAAACUUGGAAAUCAGAAAUGAAAGGAUGUAAGAUACAAAAACGUCCAUUAUGUUGUCUGUUUUUAAUGGAGAAACUGCAUUACUAUACAACAGCCAUUUUAAGUUUUGGGAGGAGUUGUAAGUCUCAUUUGUAUCAAAUUACGUCCAUGUUUAAAUACUUGAGCAUACUUUUAAAAGGGGGAACUAAAAAACGAGCAAAUAUCUCACUCAGAUUGUAAGGUAAGGAGUCUCUUUUAGACUCUAUUUCAAUGCACCCAUCGAGUUUCUACGUAAUUUUUCCUGCAGAAAAAUCUGUUGAUUUUGCUUUAGCUGAACUUGCAAAGGACCCUUUCCUGGUGACAAAGUAGGCGGAAGGCAAAUUGCGGCACUUUCUAGUAGUGAUGAAAGAAUAAAUGGCACUGUAAGCAGUCAGUCAUACAUACAAAGUGAAAAGCUAACUAAAAAUGAAUUGCUGCUGAUUUGGGGUUGACUGAUUAUUUUUUCGACCAUAGAUGUUAGUUUUUUCCCUGGGUGCAAAAAUAGCUCAUCUGUCCCCCUAUCUUUGAAAACUAUAUCAGUAGCUCAGAGGAAAAAGGUCAUAACUAAUAAACUUUUUCCACCUUAAAAUAUCAUGAGAAAAAUUCUUGGUGGCUCAAUUGCUUCUGAUGUUAUUUUUAAGUUUUGGAGUUUUUCGUCUCGCAUCAGAUAUUGCCACGAAAUUUUUCACACAUCUCGAGCAUAUUAAUAAUUCAAAUAACUUUAUUUUUCCAAGAAUGUCAGUUCUGCCCUUUCAGCCUCAAGUUAUUGCUUUGUGGACAUAGAUCUUAAAACUUUUUUAUGAAUGGGAAAAGUUUCAAACAUAGCUCAUUAGGUUGUACAAGAGCCAUAUUACUACUUUUUUGUUUCAUUCAUGAAACCAAAAUUAUUGAGUUAAUCUCAACAUUCUUUUCGUUUUACUCAAUAGCAGUGUAGAACAGGGGAAGAAAUCGUACUUAAUCAAGAGUAAGAUUUACAUUAUUGCUUCUGAAUAGUUUCUCGUAAUAAUCAAUAUUUUGCAUUCAAAUUCUUUAGCAAAAUCUAUCUUUCUAAGUUUUCUGCCUAUUUUAACCCUAAGGUCUGAGAUGGGUUUCUAAACUAGAAAUAAGGUUUCAGAAGUGAGCAUGCUGCAUUAAUUGUCAACAAUUUUAUGUGUAAUCUUGCAUUUUUCCAUAAAGUCCAGGAGCACUAUCAGCGGUUGAUAAUUUCUCUAUUAAUAGGAAAUCAAUGCAAUGCAAAAUAGGCAGAAAUUGGUGGUUUUGAAGAUGAGUUGAUGUUUCUGACCAGUUUUUCAUCUAUCCAGGGCAAACUUUGUAAAACUCACAUCAUUUAACUUGACAGUAGUUUACUUUCUGUUUGCACGCGACUGCGCUGCUGUUGUCUAAUUGGGAUUGAGGAUUGAGGAUUGACUGAGUAUGACGACACCGUACUGCUGUAGUGCACAGAUAUCGAAAACCAAUAUCUUUCUCUGAGAGGGUAUCGCUAAAACUGUCUACUGCGCAUGAAAGUUGAAAGUAGAAACUAACACCAACCUAUCCGCCGCAAGUUCAAAUCCCGAUCUAGAACUCAGGUUUAAUCAUGUCAUCAGGAUUUAUUGCUCAUAGAUUUAUUGAAGUUUUAUUUCAAUCUUUUAAGAGUAGAAAGAAACCAAGUUGCCAUGUGUACUGUUUUUAGAGCUCCUAUCAGACUUUUUAGUUUUUUUGUUUUGUUUAUUUUUUUUAAAUUAAGUGAACCCACUCUAAGUAUUAUGUCAUUUUAAAUGUCACUGAAGCUUGAUCUUUGCUUCAAAUUUAAACAGGCUUUUUUUUGUCGUCAAAAAUUUUAUGGAAACACACAUUCCAUGAGUUACUGAAAUACUACCCAAAGCCAAAUAUGGGCACGGUAUUAUCAGAUGAACAAAACGCAGUAUUCUAACAUUACAUGGAAGUAAACAUUCCAUGAGUUUGUAAAAAUACCACUCAAAGCCAAAUGAAUCUCUCAGUUCGGAAACGACCCAUCUCGGAAAAAUUUAAUUUUUCAGGAGACGAUAAAAACUGUGUUACGAUCAGAAAAGGAGUGUUUUUUCGCCAAAAAAAAAUGAACAUCAUCAAUAACCUGAGGUAGGUUGUUUUUGAGUUAGGAGAUUCAAACAUGAGCGCGGGAUCAUCAGAUAUACUAAACGCAAUAUUACAUUUUAUCAAUCCUCCUCUUAGAGAGAGUAGCAGCGAUUCCAGCUUGUUAUUGUUUUUAAGUUCAAAAACAGCUCUAAAAAGGAUUUGACUCGUCUUAUUUUUAUGAAAUUUUCUUUGUGACAUUGCUAAACAACUUUUGUUACAUGAACAUGUUAAAAUUUUGGCUGACAAUUCUAUUUCUGUCAUGAAAUUGUAUAAGUAAACAUUGAGCAACAAAGCUGAUACUGCAAGUAUCGAUAGGUCUCUACCUCCUGCCUGCCCAAAAUUUAAACAAAGAUGAGAUUAGUAUUUAAGAGAAAUAAUAUUUUUGCUUACAUAUUGUUAUUUUUUAUGUUCAAAUAAUGAUUUUGUAUUUUAAUUCAAUAAAAUUUAAAAAAAAAAAAAA